This is a messenger RNA of Colletotrichum orchidophilum, 462 nucleotides long. RefSeq lists its product as uncharacterized. The coding region runs from base 1 to 462 and encodes 153 amino acids. Lineage: Eukaryota; Fungi; Ascomycota; Sordariomycetes; Glomerellales; Glomerellaceae. The transcript has 2 exons. The record is from RefSeq and is a predicted model, not a curated record.
AUGCGUAUCAGCCUCUUCUUCAUCUCAGCUCUUGUAGCAAGUUGCUCAGCCGUGGCGAUCCCCGACGAGCACUCGCACGACCACGACUUCGCCAGGGACAUAUCCCCCGUUCCCCGUAGCGUGCUAGACAAGCGCGACACGUACGACUGCAAGGGAAGCUCCCUCUGCUCUUCUCUGAAAGUCGCUGCGUGCGACGAUGCAGUGAACAACAAGCUCAUCCGCAACAACGACGUCAACUACGGCGCUCCGGGGAGUGGAAGACCGCAAACGGGAGCUUGCUCCAGCGUCUUUGGGGGCUAUGGAUGCGGUGUCUUCAUCCAGGGAAAGUCUGGCUGUGCUCGCACCGGCAACCAGAUGUGGUACGAUUACCAGGAUAUCCGGAGCAACGGCUGCAGGGUCUGUGGCUCCAAGCACUGGGGCGACGGAUGUCUUACCACCAUCAACUAUGUCUCUGGCUGCUAG